AUUUCCUGGAUGUAGAUAGAAAAUGGUGAAAGAAAGAAAAUUUAAACAGUAUUCCUUCGAGUUUUGAUGGAAAUUACGUUGCAGACCGAAAAGAAAUUUAAUUGCAGUCCAGAAAAUACUCGCCUGGAGAGACGAGACGAUUACAUGACAAAUAGCUAGCCAUAAAUUGUGUUCCUUACAUGAAGUAAUUUUUUGAAGGUCGGAUGCGUGCUACGGUUCUACUAUGGCGGCCAGCAGCAGACAGGUAGAGGCGAGAAUUGAUGAAAAGCCUGAAAUUAUGUACGAUGAUUUUAGGGAAGAGUUACUCCAUAAACUCAACGAACUCAGAGAAUCGAAUUCUCUCUGUGAUACAACAAUUCGAGCCCAAGGACAGGAUUUCCCUGCACACAGAUGUGUUCUGUCAGCUGCAAGCCCUUACUUCCGUGCCAUGUUUACAAGUGAAUUAAAGGAAAAAGAAAGUGACCUUGUCGAGUUAAAGGAGAUGAAAUCUAGCACGAUUAGCGAUGUUCUUCAUUAUAUUUAUAACGGUGAAACAGCAAUCGACUCUUCCAACGCGAAAGAUUUGGUCAUGGUCGCCGACUAUUUGAUGAUACCAAGUUUGAAAAGGAAAGCUGCAGUUUUCCUCGAGAAUGAAAUGAUAAAUGUUUCCAGUUGUUUAGCUUUAGAAUCGUUCGCUUCUCAGUACGAUUGCAAGCAACUAAGGCAAGCCGCAGUUUCUUUCCAAACUGAGAAUUUUGUAGACGUCUCUAGAUCUGAAGAUUUCACUUUACUUGAUUCGAGAAAAUUACAAGAACUGAUUUGCAUGGACGAGCUAAACGUGGCUGAAGAAGAGGAAGUGUAUGAAGCAGUGAUGACCUGGGUGAAACAUGAUCUACCAUCCAGAGAGUGCACCCUUCCAGAAUUGUUGAAAUCUGUUAGAUUGUUUUCAAUGUCAAAAUCCAGUCUUCGAAGAAUACUUGAUCAAGAGCUGGUUUCUAAAAGUCUCGCAUGUACGAGGAUUGUAAUAAAUGCGUUGGAUUUGUUCCUUUUCCCAGUGUUGUCGCAUGACAUUUCACUGACACCUCGCUCGUCAUUAAAUAAUUAUGAAGAUGUAGUGGUACUCACACGUUCUGAGCUACCAUCUGAUGAAAUUUAUAACGACAGAACUAAUUUUUUUGUUCUCGCCACUAUGACCUGGGGGUCCCUCCCCAUGGUGCCUUUGAACUGCGGCGAACAUCAUAUAGCAGCAGCAGUGUGCGGAGGGCUCUUGUACGUAGUAGGAGAUUUUGGAUCAACUUCAUUGAGUUGUUUUAACCCAAAGCAGAAUAAGUGGAGCACUCCUGAUACAAAAUUAAACUGCAAAGGCUGUACAGUCACAUCUUUUGAUGAUGAGCUCUUUGUGAUAGGUGGUGAGGAUUCUUGGCAUGAUGUUCAAAUAUACAAUCCAGUUCUUAAAGAGUUGAGACAAGGAGCAUCAAUGGAAGCUGCUCGUGCAGGACAUAAUGCAGUUUUACUUCAAGGACACAUUUAUGUCAUUGCUGGUCACAAUGGUGAGCAUUGUCAGAACAGUGCAGAGUGUUACAAUCCAUUAACUGACCAAUGGGCUGAGAUUUCAAGCAUGUCUGAUGUUCGAAGGUCAGCUGCUGCUGUGGCAGUUGGUGGAAAAAUUUUAGUUGUUGGAGGAUAUGGUGACAUGUCAGUUUACACUGUAGAAUCUUCCUGCGAAAUAUUUGAUCCAGGGACAAAUCAGUGGAACCUGGUACCUAGUCUAGAUAUUCCUCGUGCUAGCUGUGGUAUUGUGGGUGUAGGAGACACUGUUUAUUUAUUUGGAGGUGAGGAUGGAAAUGAAUGUAGGAGCGACGUGCAAUGUUUUGAUUUAAAAACAAGUAAGUGGCAUGAAAUAUCAAUUAUUCCAAUGUAUCCUUAUAGUGGCAUACAAGCAUCUUUGCUGAAAUUACCCAAACAUUUUAUCAAAAAUAGUCACUCAAUAUAUAAUCACAUCUUGAAAGGGUGGAAUAGUUUCUCAGUUUUUUCUAGAAAUUUCAAUAAAUGUCAACAGGAGAAAAGGAUCAGUGAAAUAAUUGCUCGGAUUACUUUACCUGUACAACAUAAUUAAUACAUACUGUA
Pocillopora damicornis (cauliflower coral) is the source of this 2106-nucleotide messenger RNA. Its product is annotated as kelch-like protein 12. Gene Ontology annotation, molecular function: protein binding. The record is from RefSeq and is a predicted model, not a curated record. NCBI's taxonomy places the organism in Eukaryota, Metazoa, Cnidaria, Anthozoa, Scleractinia, Pocilloporidae.